CCUGAGGCGGCCUCGGCCCGGCUGUGGGAGGCCCGGACGGCGGGGAGGCGGGAGUCGGACCGGACCAUGCCGGAGCGGGCCGUGCCGCGGGCCGCUUCUCCAGUUUGAAAGUACCUCUGCUUUCCCGUCUUCUCUCCUUAAAUGGUUGUCGCUUCCCACCUCCCACGGAGGGAUGAGUUAGGCUCGGAGCUGGCGCCGACUCGGGUACCCGUGCAGAGCCCUCGGUAAGCCAAGAGCAAGCUGCUCCCUGGGCUGCUUCCCUCGCCCUUCCCAAAUGCAAGCACAUUGCAGCCAUCACGGAGAAGGGCCUCCUCUUGUCUUCAAGGCACUUGCUUCUGCCUCCUGUUCUUUGUCCAAAAUAGAAAAAGCCAAACCAAAUCAGUCCACAAAGAACUUGUGCUGAUCUAAGGAGGAGGCUCUGGAGUCCCAGUCACCUCUUUGCUUCCCAAGAUCCUGGCUGUGGGCUGGAUUUUCUGUCCUCGACUUCAGGGGAUCAGCUACGGGGAAUCAGGAACUUGGAUACUUUUGAUUUUUGUUUUUACUUGAACCCUUUCAACUGAGAAGCUGAAGCUGUCACUGCUAAAAUCCCGGUUUUUUUUCCCAAGCAUGUCAGAAAGCUGGCAGCAGCAACAGCAGCAACCACAGCAGCCGCCGCCACCGCAGCAGCACCACGCUGGGGCAGCCGCCCUCCCAGAGCACUCCAUCCCGCCCAGCACUGCUGACAACCCCUUGGGCUGUGCUGUCUACGGCAUCCUGCUCCAGCCGGACCCCGGUCUGCAGCACCACCAGCACGCCCCCAUCCAGGCUGGAGAGCCGUCCCACAAAUGUGGUGUGUGUGGCCACGACCUCGCUCACCUCUCCAACCCCCAUGAGCACCAGUGCUUGCCAGGCCAUGACCGCUCUUUCCAGUGUACCCAGUGCCUGAAGAUCUUCCACCAGGCCACCGACCUCCUCGAACACCAGUGCAUCCAGGUGGAGCAGAAGCCCUUUGUGUGCGGCGUCUGCAAGAUGGGCUUCUCCCUCCUGACCUCGCUGGCGCAGCACCACAAUGUCCACAAUGGCAACGCCAUGAAGUGCUCUAUCUGUGAAAAGACCUACAAGCCUCCCGAGGCAGAGCAUUCGCAGCCUCUCGACCCCUCGGAGAAGCCCUACAGCUGCUCCAUCUGUCAGAAAACCUUCAAGCACCUCUCGGAGCUGUCCCGGCACGAGCGCAUCCACACGGGUGAGAAGCCGUACAAGUGCACGCUGUGUGACAAGAGCUUCAGCCAGUCGUCCCACCUGGUGCACCACAAACGGACGCACAGCUCGGAGCGGCCCUACAAAUGCACCGUGUGCGAGAAGACCUUCAAGCACCGCUCCCACCUGGUGCGCCACAUGUAUGCGCACUCAGGGGAGCACCUCUUCAAGUGCAACGUCUGCGAGCUGCACUUCAAGGAGUCGUCGGAGCUGCUGCAGCACCCCUGCACACCCAGCGGGGAACGGCCCUUCCGCUGCGGCGAGUGCCAGAAGGCCUUCAAGCGCCCCUCGGACCUGCGGCAGCAUGAGCGCACGCACAGCGAGGAGCGGCCCUUCAAGUGUGACCUCUGCCAGAUGAGCUUCAAGCAGCAGUACGCGCUCAUGCGCCAUCGCCGCACGCACAAGGCCGAGGAGCCCUUCAAGUGCAACCUGUGCGAGAAGGGCUUCGUGCAGCCCUCGCACUUGGUGUACCACCAGCACGUGCACGGCAUAGAAAACCUCUUCAAAUGCAACGUGUGCCAGAAAGGCUUCAACCAAUCCUCAGAGCUGCUGCGGCACAAGUGCGUGCAGAACGCGGAGCGGCCCUUCAAGUGCGCGGUGUGCAACAAGUCCUACAAGCGGGCCUCGGCUCUGCAGAAGCACCAGCUGGCCCACUGUGCCGAGAAGCCGCUCAAGUGCACGCUCUGCGAAAGACGUUUCUUCUCCUCCUCCGAGUUCGUGCAGCACCGCUGCGACCCGGCCCGCGAGAAGCCCCUCAAGUGCCCCGACUGUGAAAAGCGGUUCAAGUACGCCUCGGACCUGCAGCGCCACCGGCGCGUGCACACGGGCGAGAAGCCCUACAAGUGCCCCUCCUGUGAGAAGGCCUUCAAGCAGCGCGAGCACCUCAACAAGCACCACAGCGUGCAUGCCCGGGAGCAGCAGUACAAGUGCAUGUGGUGCGGGGAACGGUUCCUAGACUUGGGCCUGCUGCAGGAGCACAGCGUCCAGCACACGGCCGAGGGCGCCUACCAGGUUUUGCACAGUUCUUGUAAACAUCACUCAAAUAAAUUUCCCCUAGCAAGGUCGAUGCAGCCUCAGGUGUUUUCCUCUACAGGAUUUUGCUGGCUUCUCAUGACCGAGAGACCCGUUACAUGCCAGUUAGAUGUCUUGGAAGUUGAAGGCGUGCUUACUAGGUUGCCCACCAGCCUUUCCCUCUCCAUCUUUAGAGAUACUAAGAUGUUACGUAUCCAUCUGUGGAGAUAUUCAAGCCCUGACUGGAUGUGGUCCUGGACAACUGACUGUAGGUGACCCUGCGUGAACAGGGGGUUGGACUAGAUGAUCUCCAGGGGUCCCUGCCAGCCUCAGCUCUUCUGUGAUCUUGGCUGGCCCUCAUAUGAGGUAGGAGUGUUGUGACAAGCUGUGAUUAGUGAACAGCAGCCAGGAAGUUGCCCAUGUGCUACACAGGCGAUUAAGUUUAAUAAAUGUUGUCCACAGCAAGUAUAGAUAGAUUAACCUUGCAGAGGGUUGGGCUAUGCCUGCUUUGCUAGGAGGGGACGCUCAUCUGAAAGGUGGAAAAAGGCUUUUGUUUCCAUUUCCAGCACAGCGAGGGGAAACGGAGUGCGUUUUCAGGGACAGAGACAGUUCAGUGACAGACGUGACCCUGGGGCCGAGUAUUCUUCAUGCGCAGCUUUAAGGAGAUUAAAGCAGACCUUGCUGUCUGCUGCCCAAGGAAGAGGGAUCUUACUUCAUGCUGCCUCAAAGAUGUAGAACUUCCUACCGAGUUUUCUGUCAGCGUUUCUUUUUCCUUUUUUACUUUUUUUGCCUUUUUUUAAAGCAGUUUGUUAAUAUUCAUUAAAAAAUACUGUAUAGUUUAACUCGAUGUCAUACUGGAUCUUUAAAAAAAGAAAAAAAUGUGAUAACUUGGAUUUCUAAAGAGCUCUUUGGUUCUAGAUGGCUGGUUUUUGCUGUUUAAUAUGUAGUAAGUUCAGUGUAUGCUUUACUGUAGGAGUAAAAAAUGAGUCCAAACCAAGGAAGGCUAAUCCUGUCUUUACAGAAGGGCUUGGUGGUGAUGGAGGCUGUGAGCACGGGACUGGGGCCAGCUGGGCAGCGCAGCACCCACCUGAACCCUCACUCUGUUCCUGCCUCAGGCCAUGGUUAGCUCUGCUCUUGCCUGGAGCAGCUGCUGCAGGUCCCACUGAGCCAGGGGUCUAGCAGUUGCCCUGACUGCUUGAGCACAGCACCGGCAGCCAGCAUCAGUGCCCAGAGCUGGGAGCUUGCAGAAAGGCUCAUCUUUAGUAAGAGGAGGGCAUGAAAUGGAGGCUGCUGGAGCCUCCAGGGGCUUUUGUGGCUGUAUUUCUUUCUGGGGCAGCUGCUGGCUAGAGGAGGGGUUUGCAGAAAUCAUUAGCCUGGUCUCUGGAUGGCUGUGCCCUGCUCUUUUUCCUCCCCAGGGGACCAGGUGGCUGGACAGCCUCAGGUGCUUGGGGCAGAGGAGGAUGGCAGUGGGCCCCAGACACAACUCCACACCGUGCGCUGGCUGUGGAGCUGCUGGAUCCUGUCCCCUGGGCAUAGGGAGUGUUUCCCUUGUGCUGAGCAGCUGCGAAAGCCCUCAGUGUCACAGCGAGGAGCUCCAGCUCCUCUUAGGACAUGGCAACAGCCAAGAAGUGCCCUAGGCAGAGAGAGCAUCAUCAGGGCUGUGCGCUCAGGGCCCUGUGCCUGGUGGAGAGGGAUGCUGUGAGGAGCUUGGCAGGGAUGAGCCCAGGUCCAGGUCAUCAGCCUGUACCUGUGAGUAGGUGCCUCCAGGUUCAAAAACAUCUUGGUAUGGCAUUAGAACAUCAUUAAGUAGGACUGCCUGUGGUGACUUGGCCUCUUCAUCUUGUUUGCUGCCCUGCAACAGCCCAAAUCCAGUAGAAGCCCAUGGUAGCUUCUGCUGCCAGACCUUGGUGCUGGUGGGUGGAGGGCUUGUGCGGAGCAGGCGGCUGAGCCACUGCCAAGAGCCUCGGGUAUAUUUUUAUAGGGAGAUUGUCUAGUUAGAAGCAGCUGUGUUGGGUACAGGCGGGGUGGGAGAGCAGGUUGAUCUCUGUUGCUGUGCCUUUGGGUCAUGUUUUGUACCGUGAGGUGCACGAGGUGAUGGAAAUAGCAGGAGGCACGUGAGUGUCAGGAAGUGUGGUGCUGGGUGGGCAGGCAGGGGCUGGCCUGGAGGGCCAAUGUCCACUGGGCAUGACACUGCAAAGGGCUCUCUGCUAACUGCUGGUGUUUCUUUUUCAAACCAAAGAGCAGUUGGGGCCAAAGGCUCUUGGGAGUAAAACCUGUACCUGUAUUGCACUUCACUUCUGAGAUUUAUUUCAAGAGACUUUCACACUUCUUCAUGCUGCCUCUGCUUGGCCUCUCGCAUCAUUUGCCCACCCCACAGCACCCAAGAGGGUUGCUGUGCUGGAGCUGGUGUUGCAUCAGCCCCAUGGCAAGUGCUCCUGCAUGUCUUCCAAGACCUGGUUGCCAGACCGCCUGAGGAUGCUCUGUAGGGCUGGAGUAGGGGAUGGUCCCUCCCGAAGGGUUUUUCUCUUCAGCAGGCAGCUUGAGCAUAGGAUGCCACUGGGGAGGUGGCAGGGGGGGUUAGGCUGGCCGAAGGCAGCGUGGAUGUUGUCCAGGAGAUAAAUCCUGCUCUCUAGGGCUGCUGUUCCUCUGGGUUUCUGGAUCCAGGAAGAAGGUGUUACCUGGGCUUUUUUCCAAUCUUCGCUUCUGCUUACCGUGCCUACUGGAUGCCUUUAGCUGUGUCUCGGCCUCUUCCCUUCCACAGCUAUUCUGCUUAUACUUUUAUAAGACCUUCUAGGCUUCUUUGUCCUUUGUUCAAUUCUUUAUUUGUAAGCAGCAGUUUGGUUUUCAUCCCUUUUUCCAUUUUGCUUGCAAGGUCUUUUCCUCUUUUCCCAUCCCCUCCCCACCCCAAACUCCUCUCCCAGGCUGUGGCUGGAUCCAUGUGAUUCCACACCACUGGUAAUGCGGUCAGGUGUUUGAGACCUGAAUCUCGCUGGAAUCCAGUGGGUGUUUCUGGUACUUCCCCCCGCCAUGAGGCCAUCUGUCUCUCUGGGUACAGGCGAUGCCGGUGGCCUGGCAGCUUGGCUUGGCCGGGUUGUGUCCCUGGUACAGCUGGCUCUGGCGAGUGAGUCAAAGCCAGAAUCAGGAGCCAGAGCAGAGCUGUAGGAAAUGGGCACUGGGGUGAGAGCGGCCAUUGCCAUGGUGAGUCCCCUUGCCACAUCU
Messenger RNA from Haliaeetus leucocephalus (bald eagle), 5466 nucleotides. RefSeq names its product zinc finger protein 319 (gene ZNF319). Gene Ontology annotation, molecular function: RNA polymerase II cis-regulatory region sequence-specific DNA binding; DNA-binding transcription repressor activity, RNA polymerase II-specific. Gene Ontology annotation, biological process: negative regulation of transcription by RNA polymerase II. Bases 607 to 2523 code for a protein of 638 amino acids. The record is from RefSeq and is a predicted model, not a curated record. The transcript is spliced from 3 exons. NCBI's taxonomy places the organism in Eukaryota, Metazoa, Chordata, Aves, Accipitriformes, Accipitridae.